ACGAAAGCUUUAAAUCUAGAGAUCAACCGUGUUUAUUUGCAACACAAAAAUCAGUUAUGUUCUACUCAAACGAACAUUGAGGGAUUGGUGUUCAUAUCCCGUUUAUAGCUCUGAAGUUACUGGCAGAAAUUCUACAUUCCUAUGGCUGGGCGAGUAUAUCCAUAGGACAACCACAUUUGACUUCCCAAUAGUGGUAUUCGUUUUAUCCACCCACACAGGGAUUUUGAGUGGAUUGUGGAUAAUGCCCAAUAAAUUAGGGAACCAUAUUGGCAAACGUUGGCUAAAUUAAGAAACCCUAAGCAGAUCUAACAAUAGUGGAAGAGGUAUAUAUUUCAGAUCGUUCGUUAAUGGGCGAGGUGGGCUAUAGGAAGUAUUGAGUUCAUUGAAACCGUGAAAUGAUGGAGGCGAUGAUUACUUGAGGACAGCAGAUGAAUGGAGCCAUGAUAUGAGAUGAAUCUCAGUGAGGUUUUGAGACAUCAUGGAUUUUUGAGGCCAAAAGACAUGAGGCCAUUAAUUGAGGGCACAGGUUAUUCGAGGUCAUAAGAUAUUUUAGGUCAUGAAUCGAAGAAAAAAAUCUUUGAGGCUGUGAAAUAUUUGAGACCAUUAAACGAGUAUGGCAAUGGGUUAUUUGAAGCCAUGAUAUAUUUUAGGUUGUGAAUUUAAUGAAAACCUGGAUAUUUGAAACCAUUACAUAUUUUAUGUCGUGAAUUCAUUUCAGACAAUAGUCAUUUGAGGCCAUUCUGAUUCUGAUUUAAGGCCAUUAACUCUAUGAGGUCAUUACCUGAGUAAAACCAUAUGCUAUUUUAGGCCAUGAGAUAUUUGAGUUUGUGUUUGAAUGAAACGAUGGGUUAUUUGCAGUCAUAAAAUAUUGUAGGUAGGGGAUUUAAUUCGAGCGAUGGGUAAUUUGAGGUCAUUAAAUAUUUGAGGGCAUUGUCAGAGCAAGGCCAUGGGUUAUUUGAGGUCAUGAAAUAUUUCACGCUGUUAAUUCAAGUAAUGAGUAAAUUAGGGUCAUUAAAUAUUUAGAUCCGUUAGCUCCGUGCGGCUUUGGGUUAUUUGAAGCCAUGAGAUAUUUUAGGUAAUUCAUUAAUUCGAGCAGUGUUAUUUGAAGGCAUUAAAUGUUUUAGGCUAUUACUUGAGUGAGACCAUGGGUUAUUUGAGGCCAUGAGAUAUUUGAGUUUGUGGGCUGAGUGAGGUCAUGGGUUAAUUGACUGUCUUCGGUUUAAGCGUGUCGCAUUUAUACGCUUAGCCCCUUCCCGCCACCCACAGUCAUCACCUGGCAGCGCUAUCGUGACAGCGUGUGAAGGUGGGUAUAUUUAUUAUUCAUCACGGAUGUGGUGUUAGACCGUGAGCUGUCAGCUGGGCGAGUGGUCUCGCUACACAUCGAGCGGGGCACGCGCCGGGCACCUGCACCUCCAGCGAGUGCUCCCUGCAUCGGCUCCCACAAGGCAGCAGCGAGCUCUCCGCCACCGACACAGCUCACCCCUGGCGACAAACACGCGCACACCCAUCGGCCCGGUCGCCGCACGGCGAGACUAAUCCCAGGGGUGGGGCGAGGGGGGGGGGCUGCAGCAACAUGGAGGAGUGCGGCGGCAUCCGCACGGACGGCAGCACCCUGCUCAGGGCCGUGCUGCUCGGCCGCUUGCGCCUGACGCGCCUUCUACUCGAGGGUGGCGCCUACAUCAACGAGAGCAACGAGCGCGGCGAGACGCCGCUCAUGGUGGCCUGCGUGAGCCGACACGUCGACGCGCAGAGCGCCGCCAAGGCCAAGAUGGUGGCCUACCUGCUGGAGAACGGCGCCGACCCCAACAUCCAGGACAAGUGCGGGCGCAGCGCGCUCAUGCACGCGUGCAUCGCCGGCGCCGGCGCCGAGCUGGCGCAGCUGCUGCUCACGGGCGGCGCCGACCCCAGCCUCGAGGACCGCUCGGGAGCCUCGGCCCUCGUCUACGCCAUCAACACGGACGACAAGGACACCCUCAAGGUGCUGCUGGACGCCUGCAAGGCCAAGGGCAAGGACGUGAUCAUCAUCACCACCGACAAGUCGGCCUCGGGCGGCAAGACCACGAAGCAGUACCUCAACGUGCCGCCUUCGCCCGCCGACUUUGACGAUCGGUUCGCCCCGGUGAUGUCCCCUUCCGACAUCGAGCUGCGGCCCACGUUCUCCAACUCCCUGGCCACCGCAACGGAGGACGAGUCCUUGAUGAGCCUCCCGGCAGCCGGCGUCUGCGGCAGGAAGGGUACACCGAAGCACUGCGGAACGCCCAAGCUGCUGCCGCAGCUACAGAAGACGGUGGCUCACAGCGAGGAAGCAAAGAAGGCGAUUGUGUCUCUCGACGAGGAACUCUCCUCCAGCUUUAGCUCUUUGCUCACGAGCAGGUCGAGCGUGCUCGCCAGACACUUCAGCAUGGACGUGGCGGACGACACCUUUCUGGGCACAUACACGACCGAGAGGCGGCCGCCUUCCAGCAGAGCGGCUACGCCCAUGUGUCACAGGUCGCCGCACAUGGCGAGAAGGAACACCCUUCCCGUGGAAGAACUCACAGAGACCCUGACGCUUCCACCCGUGUGCAGCCUGCAAGAAAUCCUGCGGCAGAGACAGCUGGGCAUUAACCACUACCAUUCCGACACGCAGUUGCAGGCGGAGCCGACGGCAGUACAUACCUUGGCGGGGAGGUUCGCGAUGGAGCAAAGGAAACGGCACAUGUCAAGCUCGCGUGAUUCGCUCGAUGGCUGGUGGCCACCGAUGGCUCCAGCGAGCGGCGAGAGGCGGGGGUCUGGUGGAGUUGGGUUCCCGGCGGAACAGAUGUCUCUGGUCGCUGCGAGCACCGAGCGCAGAGGGUCCGGUGGUGCCAACGUCCUCAUGGAGCAACUGUCGCACAGUCGGAUAAGUAUCCUGCCUCCGAUACCCAUCAGCGUGACUCCAACUGCCAGUGGGAGCGCCUCCGAGGCAACCCCGGGAUUUUGCAAACAACUGCAGAUUUCGGUCAAACCUGGGGUGCCCCCGCUGCCCUGCUCGCCGAGCCACCGAGAGGUGAAGGGCACGAAAAAAUUCCCAAGGCGCCACUCCAUGCAGGUGGAGCAGAUGAAGCUGCUGCUCACGCACGGAGAUGGAUCUGGUGACUAGGCAACUCCCGAUUUGAAUCCGGGAACAAAACGUGACCACCCCUGCAAUAUCCUUUUGUAACCUUAAAACACAUCUUCGCAUCCGAAAUGUUAAAUGCGUGGCUAUUGAGAAAGGGGAAGGGGUGCGGUGCUGUGCUGGGAAUGUGUGGGACUGUGCAAUGCGCUAUCCUAGUGUAUUAUUGGAAGAGAUGCGAGAGUGUAGAAGGAACUUUGUUUUUGUACGAGGCACUUUGUUGACCGAGGGCACAGGUUUACAAAUCACCCAUGAAAUGAUAAUUGGGUCGAAAAGUUAACCUGAAAGCUGGGUCUGGGCAGAGCUGUUGGAAUCUUUUAAAAUUAAUAACACAAGUAGGUUAUUUAUAAAUCUUGUUAAAAAUUAUAUCGGAAUCAUGUUAACAGUCUUUGGUCUUGGAUAUCUAAGUAUAUGGAUUGUGUUUAACAAUUACAGUACUGUUUUGUUUAGUGUUUAAAGUAUAUUUUACACAGCAGACCAAUAAAGCAUCUUAACUCAGUAAUAGAAGUGUCAAAACUUUACUUUCACUCUGAGAGUACAGUACACCGGUUAUCUGUUGACAUGGUACAUUUUAACGCAAUUGUUCAAAAUACCGCAAAAUUAUACCACCACAGUACUUCAAUUGACCACACUGCACCUUAUUGCUCAGCUCUACAGUGCAACAGAUAUUUUGGCUUACACUCGAGAUGAACCUCAACCCAAUAGGCCCAGAUGUCUUUCUUCAAGAUGCUUUCGAUGUCUGAGCACUAGAGGGCAUCUAACACUGGGCUUGUGGCAAGGUGCACGUGAGCAUGGGUUUGGGUUGGAGGCAACAAUGUAUGCUGUUGUGGUUAAGAUGCUUAUGUAUGCUACAUAAGCAGCAUCCAGUAACUGCACAGUACCAAGAGUUAUUUAAUAUAAAUAGCCAAAAAAACUCUUCAGUAAUCUGAACAUCGUAUAAACGACUUUCGCAAAUAAUUGUCCCUUUUGUGGAAAUUCAAGCUGGGUGCUAACUCGCCCAGCUGAAUAGUGUAGCAAAUGGUCGCUCACAAGAAGCCAUCUGAUGUGUUAACGUGAACAUAUUUAAUAUUUAAACAUGACCCACUUGCUCCAACCAACUAGCGUUUUAUAUAUGGUGAGCGUGUUAUUAUUUUUCGGAGAUGGUGGACGAAGAUCCAGGGGUUUUUUUUUCAUGAGAUAUUAUAUUUUUAUUGAAAAAAUAACCCUUUGUUUAAAUCAAUAAAAUGUAUUCUUUCAUUCAUCAACUUGGGCCCUGGUGAAUGUGUUCUGCAUUUCACGGCCGAUUGACAGGAGGAGUGUAACGCCCAUUGACAACACCUUUAUUACCAGUUUCACCAAAUUCACCAGGAAAUUCACCUCGGCCACUCACUGUAGCCAUGGCCAUGAUAAUGCCAUCAAACAUCAAAGAUGACUGCAAAGUACAAUGAGCUCUCUCAGUAGCAAGGAGCAGUAGAGUGACCUUUGCUGUGAUCAAAACCCAAACAUAUGAAACAGAAUAAAGUAUUUUUUAAGGUCGUGUUAGGGCUGUUGACAUUUGAUAAAAAGGUCACAAUGCUUUGCAGAAAGAUGAGUCAGAUUUUCGCCAAUAUAGCCAAACCUUUGAUGAAUGUCAACAUUGCAAAUGCGAAAUGUAAAAACUGUUGUCUAAAAUGUGAAUUUCAUUACAUAAGCGACGUUCAUAAUUUGGAAUCAUACCGGGAAAAUUAACAAGUGGAAAUCUGUCCACGAAUAAAA
Petromyzon marinus (sea lamprey) is the source of this 4867-nucleotide messenger RNA. Its product is annotated as ankyrin repeat domain-containing protein 34C-like. The record is from RefSeq and is a predicted model, not a curated record. Lineage: Eukaryota; Metazoa; Chordata; Hyperoartia; Petromyzontiformes; Petromyzontidae. Gene Ontology annotation, molecular function: protein binding.